This is a messenger RNA of Danio rerio (zebrafish), 2779 nucleotides long. NCBI's taxonomy places the organism in Eukaryota, Metazoa, Chordata, Actinopteri, Cypriniformes, Danionidae. The record is from RefSeq and is a predicted model, not a curated record.
UGAUGUUUAAGAAAUAUGCAUUUGUAGGCUAUCUAGAUUCACACAAACGUCAUGUUUUCUGACUAGGUGCGCCGCUGUUUACACACACUCACACACACACACACACAGAGGCAGAGGCACUUUCACUAUCUGCCCGCGCAACUCUCUGUCAUUGACUUUUUGUACUUGACGUAACACAGAAACUUUAUUUCCUACUUCCUGGUCUUAAACUCUGCUCUUGAUCAAUGGCUCAGCGUGCUGGAAAAACGCUGCAAAUAUAGUCAAACAUGAAAACACGCGCAGCUUUCUCAAACAUCCGCCUCAGCUUCACUUCUUGAUCGUGAUUUUGCAGAAUUGAACCAUGACAGAAACGAGUCGACCUCAGCGCAAGCUGUCCAGAGCUGGAGAGAGUUUAUACCAGACGUUAGGCCUGCAGAAAGGAGCGUCGUCUGAAGAUAUUAAGAAAGCAUACAGGAAACUUGCACUGAAGCAUCACCCGGAUAAAAACCCCAACAACCCGGAAGCAGCAGAGAAGUUUAAAGAGAUCAACAAUGCCAACAGCAUCCUCAAUGAUGAGACUAAACGUCAGAUCUAUGAUGAGUACGGCUCCAUGGGCCUCUACAUCGCAGAUCAGUUCGGAGAGGACAGCGUGAAAUAUUACUUCCUCAUGUCCAAGUGCUGGUUUAAGACUCUUCUCUGUAUAGGGACGAUCUUAACGUGCUGCUGCUGCUGUUGCUGCUGCUGUUUCUGCUGUGGGAAAUGUGGCGGUUCAGAGCCUCCAGAUAAUUUCCAGUAUGUAGAUCCAGAAGAGCUGGCGGAGGAGGAAGAGCGCAGCAGAGAUAAUGAAACGGUAAUAAUAGGACAGCCCAUUCCCUCUCCGGCUCCAGCUGCAGAUUCAGGUUAUCCUGUGAUUGUGGGAAUGCCUAUUCCUCUAUCAGCAGAUGGAGACACUGCUAGCCUGAUCCCUCCAGACACACACGUGGAGGUCAUCAAGGAAUAGAGCAACAAACACACACCAUCCCGAAGACUGAUUCGUUUGUAUUACACACAGUGUCUUUGCAGUUUGUGUGGCUUGUUUUGUCUCCACACAUCAUGCUGUUUUUGUUUACAUCAUUUUAUAAUUGCCUUCUGUUUGCUUGAAUGUGUCUUAAUGUGUGUCUUAACGUAGAGCAACUUCAUGUCCAAAGCUUCUUCACAUGAGCUCCCGUGUACAGACCAACAUAUAUAUGAAAUUAAAUAUCAUCCAAUAUUGUGAUCCAAUAAAUUUAGGAUGUGCUGUUUUCAUAACAUCACCAUUUUUAUUGAUCUUUGCAUGUACUGUAAACAUCAAACCAUGCUUUUAUUGGUCAGAAAUUAUUCAUGCUCUUCAUAUGCUUUCAUAAUAAUGAUAAUGAAGAACAUGACUCUUCUGGAAAUUUAAUUUAAUUCUCUUUUUGUACAGUAUGACAUUGAGGCUUUAGUACAAUGCAUUCAUUUAUUUUCCUUCGAUUUAGUUCCUUUAUUUAUCGGGGGUCACCACAGCGGAAGAAAGACUAUUCCAGGAUGUUUUAUGCAGCAGAUGCUCCUCCAGCCGCAACUCAGUACUGGGAAACAUCCAUACACACUCAUACACUAUGGCCAAUUUAGUUUAUUCAAUUCACCGAUAGUGCAAUUCUUUGGACUGUGGUGGUAACAGGAGCACUCAGAGGAAACCCACGCCAACACGGGGAGAACAUGCAAACUCCGCACAGAAAUGCCAACUGACCCAGCUGGGACUCGAACCAGCGACCUUCUUGCUGUGAGGCAAUAGUGCUAACCACUGAGCCACUGUCGCCGCUCCAGCACAAUAAUAACAUAAAAUCUGGUAGUCUUUUGUUGUGUGUAUGUGCAUAAACAUGAUAUAUCAGUCACUGAAUUGAAAAAACUUGAUAAUGAGAGACUUUUAUGAUGCAUUAUGACUUACUAUGAUGCUGUCUUUAAGCAGUUUUAAAUCAAAUGUAUGUGAUAAAUUUCAUGUUAUAUGAUUGUUAGGGAAAGUUAAGGAUAUGUCUGUCCUGCUGAGUUUAAAGGACCCAUGAAAUUAAGAUUUCUGGUGAUUUUUAUAUAAAUAAUUUCACUUAAAAUAUAUAUUUUAUUACUGUAUUACACAGUACAAAGAUUGCAACCUUAAUCAACAUUUACUUGAGAAGCAAAAUGAGAUCUGUUUAAUUUAUAAAAGAUAACUAUUAAAAAUAAGCAAACUAAUGCUUGACACUAGAAGAAAUACUGGGUGUAAAGUCUAUUUUCUGAACUCCAAAUAAAUAUAUUAGUUUCUUGUUUAGAGCAUAAGUGUACAUGUUAUCAGUUUGUCAUUUUGCUUUUCAGUUAGAUAUUUGUACUGUUAAACAAAUAUAUGAAGAGUUUAGAUGCACAAACCUCCUAAUGCCAUCUGAAAUUUACAUCGAAAAUUAGCAUUUUUCUAAGCCUUGGUCUUUUGUUUAUGUUGAGUUAUUUAACUUUAAAGACAAUAAAAAUGACUUAUUCUUUCCCAUAAAAGUGAUAUUAGUGAACCUACACACAGCAGCUUGAUAAAAUGCCCAUUUUAGAAGACUAUUUCAGACGGCAUUUAGAGGUUUUUGCAUCUGAACUCGUGAAAAGGUUUUGCUAUGUUGUAAUUUUCACUGUGGUGAUAAUAUUGCACGGCCUCAGGGUUGGGUUUGUCAGAGAAUCUUUAUGUACGUUUUUGUUUAGAAUUAUAAUUGGUUGGAAAGUGACUGCUGCUGCAAUAUUUAUUUCUAUAUUAAGAACUAGAAAUCCAAUUAAUAAAAAAAAAAACAGAUUA